Molecule: messenger RNA, 2153 nt
Organism: Physcomitrium patens
Lineage: Eukaryota; Viridiplantae; Streptophyta; Bryopsida; Funariales; Funariaceae
Source: RefSeq, a predicted model, not a curated record
GGGGGGGGGGUGGGGGAUGUGGGGUAGUGUAUUAUAGCCUGCUGGCAGCGCAAUUCAUGUGGUGAGUUGCGGGAACGGUGAAUUUGCAUAGGUCGGUUAACUGCUUAUGAGGUGUGGGAUUUUCGCCACUUCGGUGUGCAGAAGAAGGGACAGCAGUGGAAUUGCUUCGCAGAGUGCACUUGUAGGAUUGUAAUGCAGCACUCUGCAGGGUCUUGAAAACUGUUUGUGGCACCUGGGUUGAUGAGCUUGAGUUGUGGUUAUCGUCGUAAUCGAGGUGUGGUUUUCCGGGAUUUGUGAUGAAUUCUACCCGAGUCUCACUCUUGCGUGGAAUUUUUUAGAGCAUCUACGCAAUGCAAUUGUAAAGUUGUGGGGUUUCGCGACCUUGACUUAUGGUUUAGGGUUUAGGUGCUCUGUUUGUGCGUGAGGCAUGUAUUUCACGCGUUCACUCCGUUUGCAAUUUUCAAGGGCCUACUCGUCAGUGGGAGGAGGGUCCGAGAAUGCAUACAAGAUACUUGGACUCCAAAAGGAUUGCAGUCCUGAGAAGGUUCGUGCAGCAUUUCGGGAGCUAGCGAAAGCAACUCAUCCGGACACGCAGCCUGGUCGUAGCGAGGCGUCCUCAAGUUCUCAUUUUGUCCGAGUAUUGGCUGCAUAUCAGAUUCUCGCAGAUCCCCGCAAAAGAGCACUUUACGACGCUCAACUGGCAGCGCGAGAGGAAGCCCAGAACAAGCAGGAAUUUUAUCAAUGGCAGCGUUACCGGACGAGAGACCAUUUCAAGAGAAGAAAAUCUGUUGAUCAACAAGUGGACCAAUCUGAGGCAGAGGGAGACUCCGCAGAUCACCAUGCACGCGUCAAUGAACCUGAAAGGCAGGAGUUUGUAUGCCCAGAGACAGAAGUUGUUGAGUGGCUGAAGGGGUACCGCUCUGCUGUGACAUCUGCUGUGCACCGGCGAGAAAUAGGUGUUGGGGGCGGACUUAUGGAAGGUGUGCGAGGGGAAUUAGGAUCUGCCUUGCGUAAAGCUUACCAUGGUCCUCCAGUCUACGAAGAGAACGGAAUACCCGUUUGUUUUGAAGCUGAGGAACGAGCUGAGCCGCAUGUGGGAACAGACAUUUUGCAGUUGGUUUCGGGGCACAAUCUCUUUGGCUUUGUGCGUGCUCAUCAGCAACCCACCUUGGAGGAUUUCCAGUGUCGCGUUAGGGUGAUUGAUGGCACGACACGAGUUAAUGCUUCCGAAUUUAAAACGGAGCAUUCACAUGUUAAUUUUUCUAAUCAUAAUACUCUGGGGCAUCAAGUACAUAGUCAUGCAAUGCACAAUGACAGAGAAGAUACAGGGAACGAAGCUGUGGAAUCAGAGUAUGUGGAUCUUGAGUUGCACUUAUUUGGAAAGGUGGUUGCAAGAGCAUCUAGGGUGCAGCCCAAGGUCGAUGGUUGCAGUACGGAUGGACUCAGGCCAACAGACUGCAUUUACGUGUAUUCCAUUGCAGCUCAAGAAAACCUUAAAGCUUCUGAGGAUAAAAGUCGGACUUUGAAUUCAGCGCCAAACCUCUUAGGAACUAUCCAUGGGCUUGGUGACGUGAAUCCUCGGCUGGUUUGCGCAGUGCAUGGCCCUGACGGGAAGUUAACUCACAAGAUUGUGCAACAUCGUUCUCCACUGGUUAAGCAUAUGACGUGGUUCAAAGAAGGUGGAAGUUGUGAGUGCCGGUGUCGCCGAGCAUCCUUGCUCCCGAGCAGGUAUUGGAUAUUCGCACCUCGCUCUGCAACACAUAAUAUUGGUGGGUGGUAUAUUGAAUCUUGGAACACACAAGUCCGUCACGUGAAAUAUCACAGUGGAGAAAGUGGGGACAAAUAUGGUGUGAUUUCAUCAACUGAUCAAGGGAAUCUAAGCAAAAUUGAUCCAGCAAUGUACAUAUUUGCUACGGCAUACAAGACUUUAGAUGAAGAGGCUGCUAAACGGCGCAAAUUCUCGAAAUUCAUAGAGUUCAGCACUAUGAUUUCCACCGUCAUGUUGUGGUGCAGAUCCAAGUUUAAGGUGUCUUGAGAAUCUGGAAUAUCCAUCCCAACAUUAACUCUUGAGGAUGCUUAUGUAUUUGAGGUUGAUAUAUUUGCAAACGUACACGUCUCACAAAGUAUGAUGUAUUGCAGUAAGUGUUUUGAAA